CCAGAGCAGGGCAGCUCCCAUGGGGCCCCCCUAAUGGGGUCCCCAUCCCACUGCCCAGGGAGGCCGUGCCAGAUCCGGCAGCAGCGCAGAUCCCGGCAGCAGCGGGGCUGGGCCCUUCCUGCGGCAGGAACCUCCCGAGGAGCCGUUUCCUCGUCGGGCGGCAGCGGGUCCCCUCCGCCACCGUCCCGUCCCGCCCGCCGAGGGGACAGGACGAGCCCCAGCACCCCGAGCAGCAGCGGGGGACGGGCACCCACCCGCCACGGAGCCCGGCCCCGUCUCUCGUCGAGGCGGCGGCGGAAACGAGGCGAGUCGGGACCGGCCCGGCGCGGGCACGAGCGGCACCGCGGGCGCGCCCCCGCCCCAGCGCCGGCCGCAGGCGGAGGCGCGGGGAGGCCAUGGAGGCGGCGGAGCCGGCGGAGGAGGCUCUGGUGCUGGUGGAGUACGGCUUCGAGUACCGCGCCAAGGACGGCACCUUGGUCUCCAUCAAGCCCAACGAGCGCUAUGUGCUGCUCAAACGCACCAACCCGCACUGGUGGCACGUCCGCAGGAGCGGGGACUCCCGGCCCUUCUACAUCCCGGCCCAGUACGUCAAGGAACUGCCACCCAUCUCUGCCCCAGCCCCGCUUGACCCCCCGCUAUCGGGACAUGCUGCGACAGAGCCGGCCGCGCUCGUCCCCCAGCCCCCGCCAGCCUACGAGUAUCGGUUCAUCAGCGCCGCCGAGCCGGGGGAGACGGCAGGAGGGUGCCCAGUGCCCAGGAAAGACUCGGUGCUCAGGAGGGACUCGGUGCCCAGGAAAGACUCGGUGCCCAGGAGAGACUCGGUGCUCCAGAGGGACUCGGUGCCCAGGAGGGACUCGCCACCAUCACUCAGCUCUUUUCGGGUCCUCCCGGGGCUGACCGCGCACCCCACUGAGCCUGUGAGACCUUCACACUCCCUGGAGGACCUGGCGCUGGUGACACCAGCACCUCGCAGUGCCGCUGCUGCCAUGAGGGCACGCGGGGACCCCCCAGGACACGCUCAGCCGCUCGGGAAGAGCCGCUCCGAGUCCCUCUGCGCCUCUGGCAAGGACAGGGACGUGGCCAGGAGGUGGCCGGGGGCCGGUCCCGCGGCUCAGGCACGCAAGGAGUCAGAGGAGACGCCUGAUCCCAUCUACCUCAACAUCCAGGAGCUGCGGGAAGAGGCCGCUGCCAGCUCGGCCCCAGAGGAGCUCAUUGGCUCCGUGUCAGACUGGGAAACCCACACAGACACGGACAGUGGACAUUUGUUUUAUUACAACCCGGUGACGGGCGAGACCACGUGGGAUUGUCCCUUCGGGCAGGCGGCCGACGGAGUGAGUCCCGCCGCCUCUCCCGCCUCCUCGCUCGCACACAGCCCGGAGCUUCCCGAGUGGGAACAGCACGUGGACGAAGGAAGCGGACAGACUUUUUUCUAUAAUUCGGUGACAGGUGAGACGUCGUGGGACCCCCCCAGUGCAGGAGACACAGGCAGCCCCCGGGAGAGGCUCCCUGGGGGGACGUGGUACGGUCCCAUGGAGCAGAGGCCACCCACUCCAGAAACGGAUUAUCCUGACCUGUCUCCAGAUGAGCUGGAGUGUUAUCCUGAGGAAGACUAUUCACCCGUGGGCUCCUAUGAUCAGGGGGCCUCUGUCUGCCUGUCCCCAAGGCGCCCCGAGGAGCUGGGCUCGCCCCCAGGCUGGUGUGGGCACGGCCACCCUGAGGGACUCGUGUUCUACCCCGAGCACUUCGCCCCUGACACGGUGCCAUCGGGCAGCCGCCACGAGCGGGCCAGCAGUGGCUCCAGCCAGGACAGCGGGCUCUCCGCCUGGCACGGCCCCGUGUCACCAGCUCCAGGCAGCAGGGAGGAGAAGUUUAAAAGCCUCGAAAAAGCCGGGGUGCUCAACAGGACCAAGACAGUGGACAGAGGGAAGCGGCUCCGGAAGAACUGGAGCUCCUCCUGGACAGUGCUGGAAGGGGGAAUCCUCACCUUCUUCAAGGACUCCAAGCACUCAACUGCCAGUGCCUUGAGGCACCCCAGCACCCUGACCACCCCCGAGCACACGGUGAAACUGCGCGGGGCCACCCUCACCUGGGCCGGCAGGGACAAGUCCAGCAAGAAGAAUGUCCUGGAGCUGAGGACUCGGGAGGGCUCGGAAUUCCUCAUCCAGCAUGACUCGGAGCAGAUCAUCACCGCCUGGCACCGGGCCAUCGCCGACAGUAUCGGCCGGAGGGGCUCCGACAUCUCCGGAGAGGAGGAGGCCGAAAUUCGGGCUGAAUUCGGCUCCCGGGAGAAGCUGGGGGGCGGCGAGGAGCGGAGGGCAGACCAGGUCUUUGGCUGCUCGCUGCUGGCGCUGUGUGAGCGGGAGCGAGGGACAGUGCCACGCUUCGUCCUGCAGUGCAUCUGGACCGUGGAGAGGAGAGGUCUGGACAUUGAUGGGCUGUACCGAGUCAGUGGCAACCUGGCCACCAUCCAGAAACUGCGCUACAAGGUGGAGCACGACGAGCAGCUGGACCUGGAUGACGGGCGGUGGGAGGACAUCCACGUUGUCACCGGGGCACUGAAGCUCUUCCUACGGGAGCUGCCAGAGCCACUCGUCCCCUUCAGCCACUUUGACAAGUUCAUCGCUGCCAUCAAGAUCCAGGACCCGUCCCUGCGGGGCCACUGCAUCCGGGACCUGGUGCUGUCCCUGCCACCUGCCCACCAUGACACCAUGAAGGUCCUUUUCCGCCACCUCUGCAGGGUGGUGGAGCACAAGGAGGAGAACCGCAUGUCGGUGCAGAGCGUCGCCAUUGUCUUUGGCCCCACGCUGCUGCGGCCGGCCAGCGAGGAGGGCAACAUGGCCAUGCACAUGGUCUUCCAGAACCAGGUGGUGGAGCACAUCCUCAACCACUAUGGAUACAUCUUCCCUGAUGGAUAAACCCUGGGGACACAUGCGGGCACGAGCCUGGCAGUGGGGACUUGAUGGAGCAGUGUCUCCAGGAAGGACCUGGCCACGUGUCACCUUGGUGGUGGCUCCACGGAGGGCAGCGCGGUGACCUCUCUCAAGGGAGGGGCACCUGAGGGGUCCUCCUUGGCCACCCCGACCCACCAGGGCUGGAUGUGGGGGGCCAAGCCCCAAAGGGUGUGUGGGGCUCAGGGGGAUCUCCAUGGUCAGUGGAGCCCUGUGGUGCCCCCGUGGAGCCAGCAUUCCCGGGUGGAGCAGGGAGGGUCUGGCGGGCAGGGCCUGCUGGGCAGUGGCACCGGCGGGCAGGGAGGGGCCGGGCAGUGCCAGGGCUGCAGCCUCUGCCCUCAUCCCAAAUAAAGAGCCCAUGCAGA
Messenger RNA from Haemorhous mexicanus (house finch), 3313 nucleotides. RefSeq names its product Rho GTPase activating protein 27 (gene ARHGAP27). NCBI's taxonomy places the organism in Eukaryota, Metazoa, Chordata, Aves, Passeriformes, Fringillidae. The record is from RefSeq and is a predicted model, not a curated record. Gene Ontology annotation, biological process: signal transduction; regulation of GTPase activity. The transcript has 15 exons. Gene Ontology annotation, cellular component: cytoplasm. Bases 396 to 2915 code for a protein of 839 amino acids. Gene Ontology annotation, molecular function: protein binding.